AUGUCUAUAAAAGAUUCGACAAAUUCGACGAAUGAGAGCGUACUCGAGAGUCAGUCUCCGGCCCGCUUAGAAGACUCAAUCCCGAUCGCAGCUCUGGAUGCCGAGAAGGAUGAGCCCAAAGAGCGUGAUAUCAAAGGCAUUCGCUGGCUACUCAUUUGUAUUGCCGUCUUCUCUGCCAACCUGCUCUAUGGCUUGGACAAUACUAUCGUAGCCGACAUCCAGGGAGCCGUCGCAGGCGCGUUCGACGAGUACUCCCGGCUCGGUUGGCUCGGUGUAGGCUUCACCUUGGGAUCAGUGGUUUUCAUUCUCCCAUUGGGAAAGGCAUAUGCUAUUUUCGAUACCAAAUGGCUCUUUCUCGGCUGUUUGACCAUGUUUGCCGCCGGUAGUGCCCUCUGUGGAGCAGCUCCCAGUAUGAACGCUAUCAUUAUUGGGCGUGUGUGGGCGGGAGCUGGUGGAGCGGGCAUGUAUCUGGGAAAUUUGAACCUGAUCACCAUUUUGACCACCCCUAAGGAACAGCCCGUGUAUGUGGCCCUUGUCGGAUUGAUCUAUGGUACCGGCUGCAUCCUGGGCCCUAUCAUUGGAGGCGCCUUUGCUGAUAGUUCGGCCACCUGGAGAUGGGCAUUCUAUCUCAACCUGGUUAUCUUUGGUGUGAUGUCACCCGUCUAUAUCUUUCUCUUGCCUUCCUUACCGCGCCCGGCAGGCGAAGGCCGCAACUUCGCCAAGAAGCUUGUGGAGCUGGACUGGGUGGGCACCGUCUUGUCGGCUGGCAUGCAUGUCGCCAUCAUUCUGUUCAUCGUCUUUGGUGGAGUUGAAUGGCCCUGGACAGAUGGGCGGAACAUUGCACUAUAUGUGGUCUCUGCUGUCUUGGUUGUGGCCUUCGUGCUGAGCCAAUACUAUUGUAUUGGAACCAACAAGGACGAGCGAUUGUUCCCUGGCGAGUUCUUGAAGGACCCCACGAUGAUUGUCCUUUAUGUUUUGAUGGCCUGUGGUGGUGCCGCACUCUUCGUGGCGGUCUACUAUAUCCCGCUCUACUUCCAGUUCGUUCACGGUGACUCUGGCAUCAUGUCAGCGGUGCGACUAUUGCCAUUCAUCUGCUUCUACGUGGCGACCAUCUUGCUUUGUGGAUGGCUCAUGCCCAAGACUGGCUACUUCAUCCUCUGGUACCUCGGAAGUGGUGUUUUCAUGCUUAUUGGCUCCGUGUUGAUGUACACCGUGCGGUUUGAUACCAGUGCCGCCAACGUUUAUGGGUACUCCAUCCUCAUGGGCUUGGGAAUGACCACAACGCAGGCCGCCUACGCAGUCGGACCAGCACUGGUGACCCCAGACCGUGUGGCUGAGUGUAUUCAGUUCAUGAACAUUGGCCAGGGCCAGAGUCAGCUGUUGGGACUGGCCAUUGCAAGUGCCAUUUUCCAGAGUAAGACUCUCAGCGGGCUCAAAUCACUGUUGGGAGGUAAGGGUUACUCGCAGGCAGAAAUUGAAGGUGCAGUCGCCGGCGCUCAGAGUACCCUAUUGGAGCGGCUGCCCCCGGCCUUGAAGGUGGAAGCCUUAUCGGUGAUUGUCGAUUCAAUCGAUGCUGUCUACGUGAUGGCUAUUGCGGCCGGAGCCCUCUAUGUGAUUGCAUCUUGUAUGCUGCCGCGUCGUCGGUUCUAG
Molecule: messenger RNA, 1650 nt
Organism: Penicillium antarcticum
Lineage: Eukaryota; Fungi; Ascomycota; Eurotiomycetes; Eurotiales; Aspergillaceae
Product: MDR family MFS transporter
Exons: 3
Coding region: 1-1650 (549 amino acids)
Biological process (GO): transmembrane transport
Molecular function (GO): transmembrane transporter activity
Source: RefSeq, a predicted model, not a curated record